This is a messenger RNA of Andrographis paniculata, 1727 nucleotides long. Its product is annotated as putative E3 ubiquitin-protein ligase RING1a. NCBI's taxonomy places the organism in Eukaryota, Viridiplantae, Streptophyta, Magnoliopsida, Lamiales, Acanthaceae. The transcript has 10 exons. The record is from RefSeq and is a predicted model, not a curated record. The coding region runs from base 136 to 1488 and encodes 450 amino acids.
GAACAACGAGGACACGUUCAAUUCAAUUGCCUUCUUUUCGUUUCUUCGCUGAGUCCCUCUGUAUCUCCUCCGCGACCUUCCGGAGGGGACCCUUCAAUUUUCGACGCCAACUCCAUCUGCCGCCCACUGAACUCAAUGCCUGCGCAAAAGCGUCCGCUCGAGAUGCCGACACCUCCUCCUUCGCCGCCGCAGCCGCCGGAGGAGGAGAAGCCAGAUGAUUUGCUCAAGGACAGCGAGAAUCAAACUGAGAACGCCGCCGAUUCUGACGAGAGUGACGAUUCUAGCGACGGCGAAAAUGAAGAAUUCAUUUCUGUGAACUUGGCGGAAAUACGCAAAGAAGUUCAGUGUCCAAUAUGUUUAGGUAUCAUUAGGAAGACAAGGACAGUCAUGGAAUGCUUGCAUCGCUUUUGCAGAGAGUGCAUUGACAAAUCCAUGCGACUAGGAAAUAAUGAAUGUCCAGCUUGUCGCACACAUUGUGCCAGUCGGCGAUCACUAAGAGAUGAUCCAAACUAUGAUGCUCUCAUUGCCGCCCUGUAUCCUGACAUUGACAAAUAUGAAGAAGAGGAAUUAGCAUUCCAUGAGGAGGAACAGGCUCGCAAUAAGCAAAUCCAAGCUACUAUUGCCCAGACAUUCCGUCGACAAGCUGAAGCACUAGGAAAGAAGCGAACAUCAUCCAGAGUCACUGCAGCUUCAUAUCUCCGGAGGCAGGACAAUUACAGAAACUUGAGAGGUCGAAGAAACCAUCGGGUUGCUGAACACCAAGGGUCUGAUGGGGAAGAAGGAGCAAAUGGGCAUGAUGGUAGCAAAGAUUCAUCUUCUGCUGACGAACGCACCCCUGAAGUUAAGUCAAGAAGAAGCAAAAGAUGGGGAACAGCUCGGGCUUCACAGAAAGUUUCUGGAUCCAAUGCAGAUGGAAGUUAUGUUGAUAAUGAAUCAGAAGGACCAAAUGGUAAUUCAGAAAUUCUACCCUGGGGAAAAGGUGGUAUGCGUAGUAACACCAGACAUGCCGGCCCCAGUUGGGCUAAUGGCAAUUUCUCCAGGAAUCGUCAAAUCUCAAAGCUAAUUACUCAUCUGAAAUCUUCAAAGGAAAAUAAUCAGUUCAACAUCGGCCUCACACUAGUUUCACUUGAGGAGAACAUACCCCGCCUGAAGCGACCCUAUCUCUGCUGCAGCCCAACAUUCACAGUUGCACACUUAUGCCUGUAUAUUGCCAUGCAGACAUCCAUGGAUGCUAGUGGAAUUGAGAUAUUAAUAGCAAAGGAUUUCCAACCUGGAAACAGUGGUUCCAGUUUCAACAACAAUCAUGGGAUCUUGAACCUUAGCGAAAAUGAGUUGCAGCUUUUGAAUGUACACCAGACGAUGCAGGAAAUUCAUGGGAGUUUCACUCGGCCGAAUUUGGUUCUAGCGUAUAGGAAAAAGGCUGAAGGUAAGGAAACUGCAACUGGCAAUGCUGGCGCCCUUUCGCCAAAGAAAGCUGCUCAAUCAUGAAGCAAUUGUAAGUCGGAUCCGGCGUAUAAACAAAAUAUGGAGAUUGUCGUUUUUUGAGAGCAUACUCAUACAAGCAACUAGAAACUACAAGUAGUUGAUGGCUUCCCCAUCCAAUAGUUUUAUAUAUUUGUUUGCUGGUCUUCACAUCUUUACUUUGACAAAUCUGCGAAGAUUUAUGUGGUACAACACCAAACUAGGAUUAAAUUACACCCAAUUAUAAUUACCUAAAAUUUAACUUA